This is a messenger RNA of Phyllostomus hastatus (greater spear-nosed bat), 10818 nucleotides long. RefSeq names its product mucin-2-like. The transcript is spliced from 4 exons. The record is from RefSeq and is a predicted model, not a curated record. The coding region runs from base 204 to 8669 and encodes 2821 amino acids. Gene Ontology annotation, cellular component: Golgi apparatus; plasma membrane. Gene Ontology annotation, biological process: activation of protein kinase B activity. NCBI's taxonomy places the organism in Eukaryota, Metazoa, Chordata, Mammalia, Chiroptera, Phyllostomidae.
AAAGGCAACUGGGUUCCACUGUACAACUGAUUUUAUCAUUUCCCCUCUCUGGACACAAAUUUGCUCCACCUUAAAUCGACAAGGUUGAAGGACAAGAUCUUUCGGACUUCCUGCAACUCUAUUAUAAGGUUGCAGCUAUAAAGAGCAAUGAACAGGCUGAAGAAUGUUUCUGGAGUUGAGCUGGUGACACUGGCUGCUGAAAAAUGUACAGAAAAUGUGGGAAAUACAUAGUGAACAUUGAUGACUCUGAAAACCAGCCGCCAUUUAUGUGCACAAAAAAUCAUGAACAUCUCAGUUCAGCUUGUCAGUUUUCAGUGUCCACUGAUGUGGUUGGUGAUGUCGAUACUGAUUUAACUGGUGUCUGCACCAGUGCAGAGACCCUUGGACCCUCAGAAUUUCCGAGCAGAGAAUUACAGCACGGUCAGGUGACACGAAAUUUCUUUAGUGAUUGGUCUCUGUGGAAAAUCUUCCUGGCUUGUCUCUUAGCCUGUGCACUAACAACAGCAAUUGGAGUACUCAUAGUGUGCUUGGUAUAUAAUGGAAGAAAUAAUAAUGCCUCCAUUGUUAUCCAGUUUCCUUCAAACCAUGGGACAACCUCUUCUGCAACUGAAACUACUUCUGAGUCCACAGUUCCCACUACUGUGACAGGUUUUACCACACUGUCCACUUCAACUAGCAUCACUACAGCCACUGGUUACACUUCAGCAGAACCUACCAGUAGAGCAACCACUGCUCGAACAGAAACUACAAUAGCAGGAGGCACCACUUUAUCUGAAACAAGUACAGCGGUGACUGCAGGCACUGCAGCUGUGGCUACAACCACAGUAGCCAGCAAGACUGCUCCUACUGAAACUACAACCACAGCAGCAGCCACAACUUCCACUGUAGAAACUACCACAACUGCUUCUAGCACUACCAGUAAAGUGAUAACAGCAGCCACCAGUGCCACUUUUACUGAACCUACCACCACAGGAGCAGCCAUCACUUCAACUGAGCCAAAAAUCACUACAGCGGCCACCACAUCAACUGAGCUGACUACCAUAACAACUGCUAGCACUACCACUGAGGCUACAACAACAAUAGGCACCACAACUAUUUCUAUUGAACCUACAACCACCACUGAAGCCACCAAGUCAACAGAACCAAUGGCCACAAGUGGCAGCACUACCAGUGAAGCUACAGCCACAAUGGCCAUCACUACCUCUUCUACCAAACCUACAACCACAGUUGCAGCCACCACUUUAACUGACUCUACAACCACCACGGGAGACAUCACUAUGACUGAACCAAACACAAUGACUGCCAGCACUACCACUGAGGCUCCAACCCCAAUAGGCACCACUACCACUUUUACUGAACCUGCAACCACUACAGCAGCCACAAGUAAAACUGAAGCCACAACCACAGCAGCAGCCACAUCGUCAACUAAACCAAAUACAACAAUGACUGCCAACACUACAACUGAGGCUAAAACCGCAAUGACCAGCACUACGGCUUCUAUGGAACCUACAAACACAACAGCUGCUACCACCUCAACUGAACCAACAAGCACAACAGUAGCCUUUGCUUCAACUGAACCAAAUAGUGCAACCACUGCCAGCGCUACCACUCAAGCUACCACUACAACAGUUACUACCACCCCAGCCAGCACUAAAUCUACAACCAGUACAGUAGCAGACAUCACUUCUGCUGAACCUACUACCACCGUAUCAAAAGCCACCUCAAUAGAAACACCUACCACAACUGCUAGCACUACCACUGAAGCUACAGCCACAACAGCCACCAUUACAGCUUCUACUGAAACUGUAGCCACCACAGCAGCUACCACAUCAAGUGAACCAACUGCCACAACAACUUCUAGCACUAUCACUGAGCCUACAACCAUAGUUACUGCUAACUCUUCUAACAAACCUGCCACAACCAUAGCAACUAUCACUUCAAGUGAACGAGCUACCACUACAGCUGCCAGUACUACAACUCAGGCUACCUCCACAAUGUCCACCACUGCUGCUCCAACCAAACCUACAGCAGAAACCACUUCAGUUGAACCCUCAACCACAACAGCAGCUACCACUUCAACAGAACCAGCUGUCACAAUGAGUGCCAGCACUACCACUGAGGCUAUCCCCACAACGGCCACAACUAUGACUUCUAGUGAACCUACAACAACCACAGUAGCCACCACUCCAGGUGAACCAACUGCCACAUCAACUUCCAGCACUACCAUUAAAGCUAUAACCACAAUGAUAACUCCCACUUCUGCCAAAUCUACAAUCACCACAGUAACAGACACCACUUCAAUUGAACCAGCUACCACAGUAUCAGCCCCCACUUCAACAGAAACACCUGCGACAACUGCCAGCAUUACCACUGAAGCUACAACCUCAACAGGCACCACUAUGAAUUCCACUGAACUUGCCAUCACCACAGCAGCCACCACUUCAACUGAACCUACUACCACAACAGUAGCCACCACUACAAUAGAACCAAUUACCACAACUGUCAGCACUACCACUGAGGAUACAACAACAACCAUCACUACUGCUUCUACCAGAUCUAUAGCCACCACAGUAGCAGAUGUCCGUCCAGCUAAACCUAGAACCACCAUAUUAGCCACCAGUUCAACAGAACUAUCUACAAGUGCCAGCACAACUACUGAGGUUACAACCACCCCAGCCAGCACUAACACUUCUAUUGAUUGGUCAUCCACCACAGCUGUCACCACUUCAACUGAACCUACAACCAUCACAGGAGCCACCACACCAAUUGAUCUGACUAUCACAACAGUAGCCACUACUUUAACAGAACCAGCUACCACAACUGACAGCACUACCACUAAGGCUACAACCACAAUGGCCACCACCAUGACUUCUGCUGAACCUGCCACCACCACAGCAGCCACCAUUUCAACGGAACCAACAAUCACAACAGUAGCCACCACUUCAACAGAACCAAUCACCAAAACCACUGUCAGUUCUACUACUGAGGCCACAACAACAAUUAGUACUACAGCUUCUACCAAAUCUACAACCUCCAAAGCAGACACCACUGUAGCUGAAGCUCCUAAUACCACAUCAGCCACUGCUUCAACAGAACCACCUACCACAGUUGCCAGUACUAGCACUGCGGCUACAACCAAAACAGCCACCACUAUGACUUAUACUGAAUCUGCAUCCACCACAGCAACCACCACUUCAAGUGAACCAACUGCUACAACAACUUCCAGCACUCCCACUGAGCAUACAAGCAUACCAGACACCACUGCUGUGUCUGCUGAACCUAUAGCUACUACAGCAACAGAUACCACUUCAACGGAAGAUACAACCACAACCACCAUAGAAGCCACCACUUCAAGUAAACCAAUUACCACAACUAUCAGCACUACCAGUAAAGUGACAACCAUGCUAGACACCACUACCACUUCUACCAAACCUAUAACCACCACAGCAGGUACCACUUUAACUGCCAUUACUACCAUUCAGGUUAACACCACAACAGCCAACACUAGCACUUCUACUGAACCUACAACCACAACAGCAGCCUCCACUUCAACUGAAACAACUACCACAGCUUCUGCCAGCACCACCACUGAGGCUGUAACCAUAUCAGAUACCACUACAAUGUCUACUGAACCUGCAGCCACCACAGAAGCCACCUCAUCAAGUGAACCCACUGCCACAACACAUUCCAGCACUACACUGGAGGCCUCAUCCGUGUUGGACACCACUAUGGCUGCUACUGAAACUGCAACAACCACAGCAGCCACCUCAUCAAGUGAAUCCACUCCCACAACUUCCAGCACUAAAACAGAAGCUACAACCAUAUUGGAUACCACUACAACUGCUACUGAACCAGUAAACACUAAAGGCACAGAUACCACUUCAACUGAGGCUACAACCAUGACCACAGCCUCCAUUUCAACUGAAAUGAUGACCACUGCUGCUACAAGCACUACCACUGAGGCUACAAGCAUAGUAGCCAUGACUACGACUUCUGCUGAACGUGCAACCACAACACCCACCAAUGGUUCAAGUGAACCCACUACCAUAACACCUUCCAGCACUAAAACUGAGGCUACUACCAUGUUGGACACAACUACUGCUGCUACUGAACCUGCAACCACUUCAACAACAGAUGCCACCUCAACUGAAGCUAUAACUACCACAGCAGCCUCUAGUUCAACUGAAACAACUACCAGUGCUGCUGAUAGCACUACCACUGGGGCUACAACCACAAUAGCCACAACUAGGAUUUCUUCUGAACCAGCAGGCAACACAGCAGCCACCACAUCAAGUGAACCCACAGCCACAACAACUUCUAGCACUACAACUGAGGCUACACCCAUGUUUGACACCACUAUGGCUGAUACUGAACCAGUAAACACUACAGCCACAGAUACCACUUCAACUGAAUCUACAACCACAGCUGCUCUCUUCAUUUCAACUGAAACGAUGACCACUGCUGCUACAAGCACUACCACUGAGGCUACAACCACAAUAGCCACUAGUACCACUUCUGCUGAAACUGCAACCAAAACAUCCACCAGUGGUUCAAGUGAACCCACUGCCAAAACAACUGCCAGCACUACAAAUGAGGCUACAACCGUGUUGGAGAGCACUACUGCUGCUACUAAAUCUGUAACCACUGCAGCAACAGAUGCCACUUCAACUGAAGAUACAACCAUGACUUCAGCCUCUACUUCAACUGAAGCAAUGACCACUGUUGCUGUCAGCGUUUCCACUGAGGCUACAACCACAAUAGCCACCAGUAUGACUUCUACUGAACCUGCAGCCACCUCAGAAGCCACCACUUCAAGGAAACCUACUGCUACAACACCUACCAGCACUACGACUGAGGCUAUAACCAUGUUGGGCACCACCACAGCUCCUAUUGAGACCGUUACCACUACAACAACAGAUGCCAUAUCAACUGAAGCUACAACCUCCAUAGCAUCUUCUACUUCAUCUGAAACAACUACCACUGCUGCUGCCAGCACUACUGCUGAGGCUGCAACCACAAUAGCCACCAGUACAACUUCUACUGAACAUGCAGCCACCAUGACCACCAAUGGUUCAAGUGAACCCCCUGGCAGAACAGGUUCUAGCACUACAACUGAGGCUACAGCCACCAUUGUCACCACUAUGAUUUCCACUGAACCAGCAAGCAACACAGCAGGCACCACAUCAAGUGAACCCACUGCCAAAACAACUUCCAGCACUACAACUGAGGCUACAACCAUGUUGGGCACCACUACAGCUCCUACUGAACCUGUAACCACUUCAAUAAGAGAUACCACCUCAACUGAAGCUGUAACUACCACACCAGUCUCUGCUUCAACCAAAACAAGUACCACUGCUGCUGCGAGCACUACCAAUGGGGCUACAACCACAAUAGCCAUGACAACGAAUUCUGCUGAACCUGCAACCACAACACCCACCAAUGGUUCAAGUGAACCCAGUACCAUAACACCUUCCAGCACUAAAACUGAGGCUACUACCAUGCUGGGCACCACUACAGCUGCUACUGAACCUGCAACUACUUCAACAACAGAUGCCACCUCAACUGAAGCUAUAACUACCAAAGCAGCCUCUAGUUCAACAGAAACAACUACCACUGCUGCUGUCAGCACUACCACUGAGGCUACAACCACAAUAGCCACCAGUAUGACUGCUACUGAACCUGCAGCCACCUCAGAAGCCACCACUUCAAGGAAACCUACUGCUACAACACCUACCAGCACUACAACUGAGGCUAUAACCAUGUUGGGCACCACCACAGCUCCUAUUGAGACCGUUACCACUACAACAACAGAUGCCAUAUCAACUGAAGCUACAACCUCCAUAGCAUCUUCUACUUCAUCUGAAACAACUACCACUGCUGCUGCCAGCACUACUGCUGAGGCUGAAACCACAAUAGCCACCAGUACAACUUCUACUGAACAUGCAGCCACCAUGACCACCAAUGGUUCAAGUGAACCCUCUGGCAGAACAGGUUCUAGCACUACAACUGAGGCUACAGCCACCAUUGUCACCACUAUGAUUUCCACUGAACCAGUAAGCAACACAGCAGGCACCACAUCAAGUGAACCCACAGCCACAACAACCUCCAGCAGUACAACUGAGGCUACAACCAUGUUGGACACCACUACUACUGCUACUAAAGCUGUAACCUCUACAGUAACAGAUGCCACUUCAACUGAAGCAAGGACCACUGCUGCCAUCAGCACUACCACUGAGGCUACAACCACAAUAGCCACCAGUAUGACUUCUACUGAACCUGCAACCACCACAGAAGACACCACUUCAAGGAAAGCUACUGCUACAACACCUACCAGCACUACAACUGAGACUACAGACAUUUUGGGCACCACUACAGCUCCUACUGAACCCGUAAGCACUUCAAUAACAGAUACCACCUCAACUGAGGCUACAGUCUCUACAGUGGCUUCUACUUCAACUGAAACAACUACCACAGCUGCUUCCAGCACUACCACUGGGGCUGCAACCACAAUAGCCACCACUAAGAUUUCUACUGAACCAGCAAGCAACACAGCAGCCACCACAUCAAGUGAACCCACAGCCACAACAACCUCCAGCAGUACAACUGAGGCUACAACCAUGUUGGACACCACUACUACUAAAGCUGUAACCACUACAGUAACAGAUGCCACUUCAACUGAAGCAAGGACCACUGCUGCCAUCAGCACUACCACUGAGGCUACAACCACAAUAGCCACCAGUAUGACUUCUACUGAACCUGCAGCCACCACAGAAGACACCACUUCAAGGAAAGCUACUGCUACAACACCUACCAGCACUACAACUGAGACUACAGACAUUUUGGGCACCACUACAGCUUCUACUGAACCCGUAAGCACUUCAAUAACAGAUACCACCUCAACUGAGGCUACAGUCCCUACAGUGGCUUCUACUUCAACUGAAACAACUACCACUGCUGCUGCCAGCACUACCACUGGGGCUGCAACCACAAUAGCCACCACUAGGAUUUCUACUGAACCAGCAAGCAACACAGCAGGCACCACAUCAAGUGAACCCACAGCCACAACAACCUCCAGCAGUACAACUGAGGCUACAACCAUGUUGGACACCACUACUACUGCUACUAAAGCUGUAACCUCUACAGUAACAGAUGCCACUUCAACUGAAGCAAGGACCACUGCUGCCAUCAGCACUACCACUGAGGCUACAACCACAAUAGCCACCAGUAUGACUUCUACUGAACCUGCAGCCACCACAGAAGACACCACUUCAAGGAAAGCUACUGCUACAACACCUACCAGCACUACAACUGAGACUACAGCCAUUUUGGGCACCACUACAGCUCCUACUGAACCCGUAACCACUACAACAACAGAUACCACCUCAACUGAGGCUACAGUCUCUACAGUAGCUUCUAUUUCAACUGAAACAACUACCACUGUUGCUGCCAGCACUACCACUGGGGCUGCAACCACAAUAGCCACCACUAAGAUUUCUACUGAACCAGCAAGCAACACAGCAGCCACCACAUCAAGUGAACCCACAGCCACAACAACCUCCAGCAGUACAACUGAGGCUACAACCAUGUUGGACACCACUACUACUAAAGCUGUAACCACUACAGUAACAGAUGCCACUUCAACUGAAGCAAGGACCACUGCUGCCAUCAGCACUACCACUGAGGCUACAACCACAAUAGCCACCAGUAUGACUUCUACUGAACCGGCAGCCACCACAGAAGACACCACUUCAAGGAAAGCUACUGCUACAACACCUACCAGCACUACAACUGAGACUACAGACAUUUUGGGCACCACUACAGCUUCUACUGAACCCGUAAGCACUUCAAUAACAGAUACCACCUCAACUGAGGCUACAGUCUCUACAGUGGCUUCUACUUCAACUGAAACAACUACCACUGCUGCUGCCAGCACUACCACUGGGGCUGCAACCACAAUAGCCACCACUAAGAUUUCUACUGAACCAGCAAGCAACACAGCAGCCACCACAUCAAGUGAACCCACAGCCACAACAACCUCCAGCAGUACAACUGAGGCUACAACCAUGUUGGACACCACUACUACUACUACUAAAGCUGUAACCACUACAGUAACAGAUGCCACUUCAACUGAAGCAAGGACCACUGCUGCCAUCAGCACUACCACUGAGGCUACAACCACAAUAGCCACCAGUAUGACUUCUACUGAACCUGCAGCCACCACAGAAGACACCACUUCAAGGAAAGCUACUGCUACAACACCUACCAGCACUACAACUGAGACUACAGCCAUUUUGGGCAUCUCUACAGCUCCUACUGCACCUGUAGCCACUUCAACAACAGAUACCACCUCAAAUCAAGCUACAACCACCACAACAGCUUCAACCUCAACUGAAACAACUACCACUUCUGCUUCCAGCACUACCCCUGAGGCUGCAACCACAAUAGCCACCAGUGGGACUUCCACUGAACCUGCAACCACCAUGACCACUAAUGGUUCAAGUGAACCCACUGCUGCAACAAAUUCUAGCACUACCACUGAGGCUAUGACUACGUUGGACAGCAGUCCUGCUGCUGCUCCUGAACCUGUAACCACUACAGCAACAGAUACCACUUCAACUGGAGCUACAACCAUCACUACAAGUGUAAAUAAUUUUCUAUUGCGCUUAUAGUCAUGAGUUCAAGGUGCAUAUUAACUGAUCCUUUGAUCACAAUAACUUUUACUGAUACUCUUAGGAAAUUACAAUACUAGUUCACCUUUUUCUUAUUCACUAUCAAGAACCCCUGUCACUUCAGUUUUAGGUAUAACUAAAAUUUGUUCAACAGUUUCAUCUCAAAUUUGAAGAAUUUCUAUUUCACAUGAACCUGUAAUUAGCAUCUGUUUAACAGUAUCUGUGGACACUGAUAUUUGUUCUUCAACUGAAUGGACAUAACUCACAGUAGGUAUUUGAAUUUAGUGACUGAAUUAGUGAAUGAAUCUAGUCUGUCUUCUAACUCAACUAAAACAUCACCUUCAACCUCUACUACCACCUCCUCAAGUAAAAAUGAAAUCCACACAGAUGCUACCAGCUCAACUGACUUCACAAUCACAACAGCAUAAUGACUUCAGCUGAAUUCAUAAUCUCCAAACCAGCAUUGCCUGUUCUUAGAAACUAAUCAUCACCUUCUAAGUAAUCUAACAUAAUACAGUUAGCAAUUCUAUUUCCCCUUCAAAUGAGUGCAUAGGCACAACAUUACUUUAAGAAAAUGUGCUAGCACCAUAACUUCUGAUAUUUCACAGCAGGGAACACCUCACUGACCGAUCAUACAACCAUGUACCAUUUCUAUGCAUCAUCAUUUCUGCCAUACUUACCUCCUGCUACAACAGACAUAACUUCACUAGACCCCUCCAUACCUUAUCCCCUGAAUCAGUAAAUGCUGUGACUUCUGAUGACAUGUGAUUGAAGGCCAUUCAUUACAUAUUCAUCUGAACCAAACGCUGCCUUUGUUAAUGGUAAGCUCAGUGAGUCAUAUCAUCACUCCUACUUGACAUAAAUGGCAAAUUCCUAGUGACCUCUUCCACUGCAAUGAUAAUUAGGAUGCCGACAAAUCAAAUCCUGACACCCACUGUCAUCACUCCUGCACUGGAAACUUGGUCUACUAUUGGUAACCGUGGCCAGCAGCUGCCCUCAUGUAACUAUAACCACUAUCAAAGUAACCACUCCACAAUGAGAUUUACUUAAUGACCAGUUCAACUGUCAUCAUAACAAUAAUGAAUUUUACCACUAAAAUAGCAUUUAGAUUUUACAGUAACAUUAAUUUGACCCAACCAUUUAACAUGAAGAGUCUGUAUUUUUGUGAGGUUUUCAAUAAUACAGUUUUCACGCAAAGAAAAUCCAAUCUAUUUAUAUAUUUUGAAAACUUGUUGUGUUUCAAUAAAAUGUUACCAAAUAUAAAUAUAGUCAUUUUUUAUUCCAAAAUUUUAGUAUUUAAUACAAAAUUAAUAUGUAUAGGGAAUGGAUAUUCUAUAUGGUGAGGGUGUGUUAAAUACAUUUAUGUAUUACCACACUUAAGUUUGUGUAAAAUUAGUUUUAUUCCAGUUUCUCUUUAAAUUAUUUUGAUUUUAAAUAUUUAUAAAUGUGUUAUUUUCAAAGUAAUAAAUUUGUUUUCUAUUUUGUUGCAGUAAUCUUAUAAACCUACUCAAUUAAAUAUGUUUAGUAAGCAUUUACUUGUUCCUGCUAUCUGCUGAAAUCCCAGAGGAUAUUCAGAACAAGAAAAUAGCAAUGGAGAUAGUAAUACACCCACCACUUUGAGUUCUGUUAUUUAGAGUUCUUGGUAACUGACAGGUUUAUGUUCGUGUUAUGGCACUUGCAUUCCACCACAGUUCCACUGGGUCAGAACUAUCGAGGAUGAGCCAUGAAGCUGUACUUUUCAAAAAGUAGGCAGGCCAGACGGAUAACCACUGGUGGGAGCAGUAAACUCAGAAGGGCAUUGUGACUUGUUCCAUCUUUUGGAUGGUGCUAAUGAGGUUGAUAGAAAUUAGGAAAUACGUUUUUUAAGCAGUGAUAAGAGUCAGUCGCCGUACAUCGGUUUUAACUGUAACUGUAAGCAAAGGGUGGCUGGACGGUGUGUACAGCACGAGGCUGGGAGCUGGCAGGAAGUGCCCGGGGCCCAAAAGGAAAAGUGCGUACUCAGCAACUUAAAACGCAUGUUUCAAUAGCCACUAUCUAAUUAGAAACCACUUAUAACUCUUCUUUCAUGUCAGUUUGACAGAGGUACUUUCCUCCUAUUUUGCUAGCUUACUUACUGUAAUUACAUGCAACGAAUGUAAUAAAAUUUUAC